UGAGCCGAAAAGACGGAAGGGUAGAAAAAUAUAUUGCUUUCACUGCUUGUUGCUUGUUGUGUGUAAUUUAUUGGGAUUUUACUGACGAACAGGAAUGCUCGAUGUUUAGUCAAUACAAUUUGGCCACUAUUGGUGUUAUUUAGAGGUUGUCGACGACGUGUUUUUUUUUUUUUUAUUUUCUGAAUUCUAGGAGUUGAUGUUUUCUGUAGUUGGUCAGCAAGCUAACGCUCCUCUCUAAGUCACAAAUACAUCUAUCUUGAACAUCACAUAGGGCACUCAGGUAUGUUUCAGCAAUGGAGAUCACUCCUAAGGCAGCCAAAUUAAAAUCUGUGUAUUCCACACCAUGUUACUCCGGGGAAUCAAGUCCCUACGAAACAAAAGAGGAAAAGAGUAAUCAAAAGCUCAGUGUCUCACUGAGGGAGAGGCUGAAGAGAUCAAGGCGCUCCUUCACCUCGCCCUUGUCUGUGGCCAAGCGCCUCUGUGUUGAUGAUGGGGAGGAGGAGGAGGUUGGCCAACAUGUUCCAGCAGCUUGCAAGGAAACCGAUAGUAACCCCUCAGAAGACAUGCAGAGUGUCGACGUAAACAGAAACACAGUGAGUGAAAGGGCUGCUGGACCCAGUCCUGAAGCAACACAGCCUCCUCCUGCAGACAUGUCAGAGCUGCGGGACCAGCUCAGACGGGAGGUUAGAGAUAAGACGGAGACUCUUCGCAGGCUGAAGAUGGUCAAAAUGUACAGAAGCAAGAAUGACUUGACCCAGCUCCAAAUGUUAAUUGACAAGUGGCGAAGUUGUGUUCAGGCUGCACUCUAUGAGCUCCAGACAGAUCUUCCCAUCGACGGACGAAAGGCCAGCCUGUCCCAGCUCAUUGAUCUCUUUGGCCUGGAAGACACCCUACUGCACUUUGACCGAGCAGAAGAGGACUUCGCUACCUAAAUAUAUGCUGCCUUAGUGUAGACAUACACAUAUUUUCACACAUAUGUAUAUGGUACACAGAAAUAAUACUUUGCCACAUUUCAGAGAUGGUUAUAUAUUGUUUUAUUUGUUGCUGCUGUGCCAUUGUUAUUCCCAGCUUAAGUUGUACAAUUCAUGUUGAAAAUCUCUGUUGCCAUUUUUAUUUUAACUGUAAAAAGAAAUGUAAAUAAACCCUGUUUCUCCUUGAA
Myripristis murdjan (pinecone soldierfish) is the source of this 1159-nucleotide messenger RNA. RefSeq names its product SWI5-dependent homologous recombination repair protein 1 (gene sfr1). The transcript has 3 exons. Gene Ontology annotation, biological process: double-strand break repair via homologous recombination; positive regulation of DNA-templated transcription. NCBI's taxonomy places the organism in Eukaryota, Metazoa, Chordata, Actinopteri, Holocentriformes, Holocentridae. The record is from RefSeq and is a predicted model, not a curated record. Bases 294 to 932 code for a protein of 212 amino acids. Gene Ontology annotation, cellular component: Swi5-Sfr1 complex.